UCGCUCAGAUUCACCCUUGGGUUACUCCAUGCGGGUAACUACGUCAGAAGUGGUCGAAAGGGCCGCGGACCAUUUUUGUUACAAAUUAAAACGGGAAGAGGUUCUUCAAGAAAGUGUGACGUUCAGAUAGAUCGGGUGCGAGUUCUACAAACUUUUGGCGUAAAAUUGCACGUACAGAAAUGGAAGGCGAGACAAAACAUAAUAUCGAUAAACUUGUCGAUGAUUUGAAACAUGCUGUGAAGCUUGAAGCCUCGACUGAGACUGAGACUGAGAAUAAAUGUCCUGAUAUUGUUCAGAUAUUGGAUUCUGUAGUGAACGUUAGCAAAACUUCAAUCGGAGAAACUACUGAAUUACUCAUUGAUGAAGUUUUCUUGAUGCUAUUGGAACACAAGUCUAAACAAAUUGUAGCGAAAACAGCAAAAGCUAUCGCUGAGAUAGCAAAAACCGAAAGAGGGAGAGAGAAGUGCACAAGUGUAGAGUUAAUACGAGCCUUGAUUGGUUUGCUGAAGGAAAAGGAUAUAGAUGUAUUAACGCAGACCUCUAGAGCUCUAGGAAAUAUCUGCUAUGAAAAUGAAAAUGGCAAAAGACUGGUAAAGGAAGAGGAUGGUUUGAAAGUAAUCCUAACGGUUCUUAAGAAUGGCAUCGCGUUAAAGAAUUCCGAGGGCGCUAGCUUCUUACGGAAUGUAGCCGCUGGAUUUUUGUUAAAUUUUUUGGUAGACCAGGAAUCAUUGCACAAGAAGGCACUCGAAGAGGAUACGGUACCGAUUAUCUGUAGUGUUUUGGAAGAGGAUGGGACCAAUGGCGGUGAGGCAGCUAUGCACGCAUUACUUACCCUCGGCAUACUGAAUGACGCAAACAUUGUAUUCCUCGAUGAGAGAUUAACAAAAAUUCUGGUCAACAUACUAACCAGUGAUACUUCCUCUGAGCUAUCCGAGAUGUGUUUGGAGCUGUUACAUGGUCAAGCGGAGGAUGAAAAAGCAAAGCUGCUGCUGGCCAAAGCGGGAGUAUGCGAAUUGUUAUUGAAACUGUUAGAAAAGCACGGGCCACAGUGCAACGAUGAAGAAACUCGAUCCAUUUUGAAAGUUGCCUGCAAUCUGAUCGUUCUUAUCUUAACAGGAGAUGAUAGCAUGAACUUCCUCUACGACAAUAGCAAGGGUCCUGUCUAUAGAAAGCUGGUGGAAUGGCUGGAGAGUGACGACGAGGAUUUGCAGAUCACUGCAGUUUUGGCUAUGGGUAACUUCGCGCGCACCGAUACGCACUGCAAAUACAUGGUCGAACAAGGCAUACAUCGGGAGCUGCUGAAGCUACUCCAGAAGAACGACAGCAAGUCUGGCGAUAUCAGAUGUCAGCACGCCCUGCUUAGCGCCCUGCGCAAUCUCGUCAUACCUGCGGACAACAAGUCGCUGAUACUGGCCGACGGUCUGAUCGACGUGCUCUAUCCUAUGCUAGAUAUCCCGACUUUUCCUGUCGUCUUCAAAUUGCUGGGAACGCUCAGAAUAGUCAUAGACGGCCAAAGAGAAGCGGCGGUGUCCUUAGGACGAAGGGAAGACUUGAUCGAGCGAGCGGUUGAGUGGUGCAGUAUCGAGAAUCAUCCUGGCGUUCAGGGUGAAGCGAAUCGGUUGAUCGCUUGGCUGAUAAAUAACAGCAGGGACAGGCAAAUCGCUCUGUCGAUCAUCAAGUACGGUGCGGUGCAGCAUCUAGUGAAUAUGCUCCUAGCGCAGCACUCGUUGAUGCAAAACGAAGCGAUCCUGGGCCUGACGAUAUUAACGAGGAUCUGUCCGGCGGAAUCGGAGGAGCUGCUGAUCGCAGCGGAUUUCGGCCGUAACAUGCGCGAGUUCUUCGAAACGCGCACUGAUAAUCUCGACAUACACAUCAUACUAAAUGCACUGUCGUUACUGAACAGUGUCGUACAGUCAGAUCAACUGAAGGAGCAUCUAAAGAGCUGCGAGCUCGCCAGCACGUGCAAGAAUCUGUGCUCGAAGGAGAACGAAAACAACAGUACGGAACUGCGGACACGCGUCAGCGCGCUUUGCGCAGCCUUAGGAACGAGUUUCGAUUAGAAGCUGUCGGACCAAUUAUGACUUGUUGUGUGUCAUGAUUCCUCACAAGGAGCAUUAAGUUCGCGCUGCCAUUCCCACUGGAUGUAUCUAUCUUCCAUCAUUCCAAAGAGCCGUGCGAAUCUCUCAAAUGACCAAAAACAUCGCCAACUUGAUCCAUACAGAUUGCAAAGUGUAUUUUAUUUAUCGAGAGAAAUACAUAUUCUAUUGAUGUA
Harpegnathos saltator (Jerdon's jumping ant) is the source of this 2272-nucleotide messenger RNA. RefSeq names its product visceral mesodermal armadillo-repeats (gene vimar). Gene Ontology annotation, biological process: positive regulation of GTPase activity. The transcript has 10 exons. Gene Ontology annotation, molecular function: guanyl-nucleotide exchange factor activity; protein binding. The coding region runs from base 180 to 2060 and encodes 626 amino acids. Lineage: Eukaryota; Metazoa; Arthropoda; Insecta; Hymenoptera; Formicidae. The record is from RefSeq and is a predicted model, not a curated record.